UUUCGAUUUCCCUCUCGUUGUGUUACAUGUAAUAUAUUCUUCCGAUUUUCCUUGAAGAUUCAGGGAAUGGAGUCUUUCCGGACAAGAACUUUAUCGUCGGGAGAGGAUGUCUCUGAAAUCAUAAGUAGAACGCCUGAACAUACAAAUCAUAAUUCUCACAGUAAUCACAAAGGAAUCAACAAUAUUUCUUCGUUAUGGAGUGGUUUCACUGUUCACACAAAAGCUGACGAUAGCGACGAACAUUCAGUGGAGAAAAAGACUCUAAGAGACCACAGCUAUAUUUACACGUUUUUGUCAACAGUUCUUUUUACUGUCGCCCUAAUCGUGGAGAAGAUCUUUCAUUUUAAGCUCUUUGAAAGUAGCCAUGCUUCAAUAUUCUUCUUCUGGCUUGAAAGUUGUGCGAUCGCUCUCUUCUUUAAAUUCUGGGGAAGAAAGCGAAUACGAGGUUUCAGGAGCCAAGCAAGACAUUUUUUCCCCAUGCUCUUUUUACAUGUAGUUUCCGUGACUGUCUUUUCUGUGGAUUUUAAUACAUCAAACUUCAGAGUAUCUGGAGGUUCUGCAGCAUAUAUGCUAUCACUUGCCCUAACACCAGCAAUGGUUCUACUAGCAUCAUGGUUGACCAGUCGUCAGUGUUAUAAUGACAGGAUUGUCAUAUUUGUGGUUAUUCUAUGUUCACUUCUCGUGGUUCUCUUCUGCUCACUUGAGGAUUCAACAGCAAAAUUCAAAGUGUCAUUUAGUGAUGGUGUCUUUGCCUUGAUAAUGAGUGCUUCUUUGGCUUUUUUUACUGUGCAUGCAAAACGCUUUCUGCAUAAGGCUUCACAUCCAGAGCUACUUUAUUUGUUAAAUUUCAGCUGUGUUGUAUGUCUACCAUUUAUUGCCUUGUUGUUUGGUGAGGUUCCUGCUCUGGAACUGGAGGUGUCACGGAGAGGAAUGGUGAAUGUCAUCUUCAGUGUGUUCUUUCUGGCUGUCCUUCGUUUAACCAGUCAAGCUGCUCUCCUUUAUCAGCUUAAGUUCUCCACUCCUCUUCUCAGCACCAACACUCAAGGUUUUGCGUGGAUUUGGAUCACAAUAGCAAUCACGUUUUUAACCAAGUCUGAAAAAGGCGAUCUCAUGAUGCCGGUGUUCGCGGCGUUUUGGUUGUAUGGACUAUUUAUAUUUCUACCUUCCUUGUUUUCUGACCUUCGGUGGAUAUAAACCAAGGGGUAGAAUGACGAUAGAACAGAAAAAAGACCUGAAAUCCUUGGGAACUAACGAAGGAGACGAGUUGUCGAUAAACAUAGAGCGAGCUUAUGAUGACAUUGCGAGGCCAAGUUAACCUGCUUGAGAUCUCCACCCUGUACUUUGGGCUUGGCGAAUCUUUGACCGCCUUGAACCUUUGUGAACUAAGGUCUUUUAAUGCACGGUCAAGCGAAUGAAGGUGAUCUUGGUACAUUCGGCUGACGAAUUGACACAAACCGACCAUUUUUUAUGAUACUGACGAUGCUAGCAGUUGUAGUUGUUGGAAAUAGUUAUGGACGGCUAAGAAUAUGUUAAGUCAUAUAUUUGAACUGUAGAUAAAGGCGUGAAUAUGAAAGUGAUCCUCGCAGUAAUAAACACUACUUGAACAGUAGUGAAAAUAAGGCCUGAAAAAAAUUUGGGUCUGUACGGGAUUUGAGCCCAUGACCUCUGCGAUGACCUCUGCACCGGUAUCGCGGAGGUCAUGGGUUUCAAAUCCCGUACAGGCCUGAAUUUUUCAGGCCUUAUUUUCACUUUCAUAUUCACGGAAAUAGUUAUGUCUACGACGUUUCUUCACAAUGGAUUUGGCAGUUCCUGAUCUGAGAGAGCAAACAACUUUUUCAGAAUUUUUAAUUCACACUCUGUUUAAAAAACGAAAGGACAAAGUGGCAUCUACCUUCGCAAGUUACAUGUAGAUAGUUCCUGAUUCGAAAUGUCCUCAUUCUGAAAAAUAAUUUUUUAUGUCCACGAAGCUUCGUUUUGGAACCAAUAUUUGUGUUAAGGCUUGGACGCUCAGACAAUAAGUCGUUUGACAUGUUUCUUCGACAACUAGCAAACUGCUUUCAAAGCAAUUUGUUGUUCCUUAUCAAUUCAUCCCUUCGGUGGUCAACCGCAUUCAAAAGCAUUUUGAACAGACGCUACUUGUUGUGGGACAACAUUCUUUUGGGGAUUAAGAUGUUCUCAAACAUUUCCCCUGUCACACGAGGUAAAUUAUGGCUAAGUGUAGCUGCCAUCACUUGUCGCCCAUUGCGUCCAGGCCUUUCAGAGCGUCUAAUUGUCCUCGGCUGCUCGAUCAGCCCUUAAUUCUGUAAUAAAUUUGGACUGUUUUUGAUACAAGUUUAACACAGAGCGGUCAAACGUCCACGCAUGUGCGAACGUUGUAAUGCUUUCAGGCUUUCAGAACCCAAUUUUGCCUUGUAAAUUGGCGCGCGGUGGGUCAGAAUUGAUCCCCUCGCGCAUGUCCGACGUUUUACCGCUGUGUCCAAGUUAAAUUACCUUUGAAGUUAGGGAAUCGCGAAAGAUUUGUUUGGUAAGACGCGAUUUUAAUUUUUUUACAAAAUGCUUUACUUUCUAAUUGCCGUGUUAUGGCAUCGAAAUUCUUCACUUUUUGUGAAUGUAGGUUUUUGAAAGAGCUAGUUCUAGCCUCUUUCAGUCUUUUGGUCAACGGAAACUCGCGAAAGAGCUGGUGAUUGAAAAACGGCGAGAGCCAAGAACUAGCAAAAGGAGUUAGAUUUGCUUUUAUUGAUUCUCUACCAGUUGUGUACCGAUUAUUUAACGAUGGUUUUGGCAACCACGUUGCA
Molecule: messenger RNA, 2795 nt
Organism: Pocillopora verrucosa
Lineage: Eukaryota; Metazoa; Cnidaria; Anthozoa; Scleractinia; Pocilloporidae
Source: RefSeq, a predicted model, not a curated record